Molecule: messenger RNA, 1521 nt
Organism: Penicillium riverlandense
Lineage: Eukaryota; Fungi; Ascomycota; Eurotiomycetes; Eurotiales; Aspergillaceae
Product: 3-oxoacid CoA-transferase
Exons: 6
Coding region: 1-1521 (506 amino acids)
Biological process (GO): ketone body catabolic process
Molecular function (GO): succinyl-CoA:3-oxo-acid CoA-transferase activity
Source: RefSeq, a predicted model, not a curated record
AUGUCGCGGCCAUUCCCUGCAGUGAAAGUGUUCCACCCCGUAUGGCGGCGGAACUUCUCAGCGUCGACCUCAAUGCGAGCCAUUGACAAAUUGCGAGGUUCUGCAAAUGAUGCUGUCAAGGACAUGAAAGGCCCUGCAACCGUGCUAGUAGGUGGAUUUGGCUUCUCGGGUGUGCCGAAUACCCUUAUCAACGCUGUUCGCGACCGUCCGGACAUCAAGGACCUGACUGUGGUCUCGAACAAUGCUGGAAUGCCGGGUGCUGGACUUGGUCUGCUGCUCGAGUCUAAACAGAUUAGCAAGAUGAUCGCUUCGUUUAUCGGAGAGAACAAAGUGUUUGAGAAGAUGUAUCUCAGCGGUGACCUGGCGCUGGAACUCACUCCCCAGGGCACGAUUGCUGAAAAGUGUGCUGCUGCGGCUGCUGGCAUUCCUGCCUUUUACACUCCUGCAGCUUAUGGGACUAUCGUGCAAACCGGUGAACUCCCCGUUCGGUACAACAAGGAUGGUACUGUUGCCGAGCGGUCAAAGCCCAAGGAAGUCCGCGAGUUCCGCGGCAAGGAAUACGUUCUGGAAGAAUCCAUAUACGGUGACUACGCUCUGGUCAAGGUCCACAAGGCCGACAAGCUAGGCAACUGCCAGUUCCGCAAGGCCAUGAACAACUUCAACGAAGCCAUGGCUAAAAAUGCCAAGGUGACUCUAGUCGAGGCCGAUCACAUCGUCGAAGUGGGCGAGCUUGACCCAGAGGAAAUCCACUUGCAGGGAAUCUACGUCGAUGCUGUGAUCCAGAGCACCGAGCAGAAGCAGAUUGAGAAACUUACUUUCGCCAAGGAUCCCAGCGAGAUGCUCCAGGCCGGAUCCGGUGAUGCCUCUAUCCGCCGCGAGCGUAUCGUCAAGCGUGCAGCGAAGGAGUUCAAGGACGGCAUGUAUGUCAACCUCGGUAUCGGUAUGCCUCUGAUCGCCCCAUCAUACCUGCCCGAGGGCGUCGAGGUCGUUCUGCAGUCAGAGAACGGAAUCCUUGGUCUGGGUGGCUACCCCAAACCCGGCGAGGAGGACCCCGACCUGAUCAACCCCGGCAAAGAGACCGUUACCCUGGGUCGCGGUGCUUCCGUGUUUGGUUCCCACGAGAGUUUCGGUAUGAUUCGUGCCGGCAAGAUUGAUCUCACCAUGCUGGGUGCGCUACAGGUCAGCCAGUACGGAGACCUGGCCAACUUCAUGCUUCCCGGUAAGGUAAAGGGUAUUGGUGGUGCUAUGGACCUAGUCGCCAACCCGGAAAAGACCAAGGUUGUUGUGACUAUGGAACAUGUCGACAAGAAGGGCAACCCCAAGAUUCUGGCCGACUGUACCUUCCCUCUGACCGGCCCCCGGUGCGUGUGGAAGAUCAUCACCGACCUGGCUGUGUUUGAGGUCAGCCCUACAGAGGGCCUGACCCUGACAGAGUUCGCCGAAGGCGUCUCGGUGGAUGAGAUCCGCAGCAAGACCGCUGCUCCAUUCAAGGUCGCGCAUGAGCUGAAGCCCAUGCUGUAA